Molecule: messenger RNA, 3901 nt
Organism: Arachis ipaensis
Lineage: Eukaryota; Viridiplantae; Streptophyta; Magnoliopsida; Fabales; Fabaceae
Product: ABC transporter B family member 10-like
Biological process (GO): oligopeptide export from mitochondrion
Cellular component (GO): mitochondrial inner membrane
Molecular function (GO): ABC-type oligopeptide transporter activity; ATP hydrolysis activity; ATP binding
Source: RefSeq, a predicted model, not a curated record
ACAACUAAUAGUGACAUUUGUUUUUUGAAGCCCUUGAAUUUCAUUAUUCCCUAUUUUCUAAGUCGAAUAUAUAUGUCCGCGCCAAAGCAAGGUCCGUUCUCCAGCGGCCGAGAAAUCUCGGCCGCUGAAGAGGGAAAGAAUAAGGAAGGUGGUGGACAUAGUAGAAAGGAGAAGAAGGUUCCUUGGAUGAAGCUAUUCUCAUUUGCUGAUUUUUAUGAUUGUGUUUUAAUGAGUGUUGGAUCCAUUGGGGCAUGUGUUCAUGGUGCUUCUGUUCCUGUUUUCUUUAUUUUCUUUGGAAACAUGAUCAAUGUUACUGGCUUGGCUUUCCUUCAUCCCAAACAAGCUUCUCAUCAAGUUGCCAAGUAUUCGUUGGAUUUUGUGUAUCUAAGCAUAGUAAUAUUGUUUGCGUCUUGGACAGAGGUUGCUUGUUGGAUGCACAGUGGGGAACGUCAAGCAGCAAAGAUGAGAAUGGCUUAUUUAAGAUCAAUAUUGAAUCAAGAUAUUACUUUAUUUGAUACAAAUGCAUCAAGUGCUGAACUUAUUUCUGCUAUUACAACUGACAUUAUUCUUGUUCAAGAUGCACUAUCUGAAAAGGCAGGAAAUUUCUUGCACUAUAUAAGCAGAUUUGUAGCAGGGUUUGCCAUUGGGUUCGCUAGAGUGUGGCAGAUAAGUUUGGUAACACUUGCAAUUGUACCCUUAAUAGCCCUUGCUGGAGGUGCUUAUGCAUAUGUCUCAUUUGGCCUACUUUCCAAACUUAAAAAAUCCUAUCUUAGGGCUGGUGAGAUUGCUCAAGAGGUGAUAGGAAAUGUGAGAACAGUGCAAGCAUUCUCAGGAGAAGAAAGAGCAGUGAAAUCAUACAAAGCAGCAUUGAUGGACACAUAUAAAAAUGGCAGAAAAGCAGGUUUAGCAAAAGGUCUAGGACUAGGGUCUAUGCACUGUGUCCUUUUCCUAUCAUGGGCUUUGCUUGUUUGGUUCACUAGCAUUGUUGUUCAUAAGAAAAUUGCCAAUGGUGCUGUCUCUUUCACUACCAUGCUCAACGUUGUCAUCUCUGGCCUGUCACUUGGACAAGCAGCACCAGAUAUAUCUGCAUUUAUCAUAGCAAGAGUAGCUGCAUAUCCUAUUUUUGAGAUGAUAGAAAGAGACAAAGUAAAUAAAACAUCCUCAAAAACUGGUCAAACCUUAACCAAAUUGGAGGGAAACAUCAAAUUCAAUAAUGUCUGUUUCAAUUACCCUUCUCGUCCGGAUGUAACCGUCUUCAACAACCUUUGCCUUGAGAUUCCGCCGGCGAAAAUCGUAGCCCUUGUGGGAGGAAGUGGAUCCGGAAAAAGCACUGUAAUAUCAUUGAUUGAGAGAUUCUAUGAACCAUGUUGUGGUCAAAUACUACUAGAUGGAUACAAUAUAAAGGACCUUGAUCUCAAAUGGCUAAGAAUGCAAAUUGGACUAGUUAAUCAAGAACCUGCACUUUUUGCUACAAGCAUUAAGGAGAAUAUAUUGUAUGGAAAAGAUGAUGCAACACUUGAUGAAAUAAAUCAUGCUCUGAAGCUUUCAGAUGCUCAAUCUUUCAUUAACAAUCUCCCAGAUGGAUUAGAGACUAAGGUUGGUGAGAGAGGAAUACAACUAUCUGGAGGACAGAAGCAAAGGAUUGCAAUAUCUCGUGCCAUUGUUAAGAAUCCAUCGAUUCUUUUAUUGGAUGAAGCAACCUCUGCUCUUGAUGCAGAGUCAGAGAAGAGUGUACAAGAGGCUCUUGAUGGAAUCAUGGUUGGUAGAACAACUUUGAUUGUGGCACAUAGGCUUUCUACCAUUAAGAAUGCAGAUAUUAUUGUUGUUCUGAAUGAAGGCAAGAUUGUUGAAAUUGGAAACCAUGACCACCUUAUUUCUAACAAAAAUAGUGUUUAUGCAUCUCUAGUUGAAAUCCAGCAGGACUCUUCUACCUCUUUGCAGCAGCACCAAACUUGUGUGGAUUCUAGCAUGGCACCAACUUCGAGCAUAUCUGGUGCAACAAGCUUGGGUGCUAGUUUUCAUUCAGAUAAAGAAUCUGUUGGGCGUUGUGGUUAUAAAGAAGCAGCAGAAAGUGUUGGAAACAAGUCAAAGCGUGUCUCAACAACAAGACUUUAUUCAAUGGUUGGUCGUGACUGGUAUUAUGGAGUUUUUGGAACCUUAGGUGCAUUUAUUGUUGGAGCCAUGAUGCCACUUUUUGCCCUUGGAAUCACUCAUUCUCUUGUAGUGGAAUACUACAUGGAUUGGAACACCACAAGUCGUGAGAUUACAAAAAUUGCUUUUCUCUUUUGUGGAGCAGCAAUUUUAGAUAUCACUGCUUAUACCAUUGAAUAUUUCUCUUUCGGAAUCAUGGGCGAGCGCCUAACUCUUCGUGUCAGAGAGAAUAUGUUUUCUGCUAUUUUGAGGAACGAAAUUGGUUGGUUUGAUGAUACUAGCAACUCAAGUUCUAUACUUUCAUCUCGUUUAGAAGCUGAUGCAACAUUAUUGAAAACUAUUGUUGUGGAUCGAUCUACAAUUCUCUUACAGAAUAUUGCUCUGAUUGUUACUUCAUUUAUAAUUGCCUUCACUUUGAGCUGGAGGAUUACCCUUGUUGUCUUGGCUACAUACCCUUUGAUCAUCAGUGGUCACAUUAGCGAGAAACUCUUUAUGAAAGGCUUUGGUGGCAACUUGAGCAAAGCAUAUCUCAAAGCAAACAUGUUGGCCGGCGAAGCUCUGAGCAAUAUGCGAACCGUUAAAGCAUUCUGUUCCGAAGAAAAACUCCUUCGACUAUAUGCUAAAUCACUUGUUGAACCAUCGAAGCGCUCGUUCAAACGAGGCCAAAUCGCUGGAAUAUUCUAUGGCAUAUCUCAGUUCUUUAUCUUCUCUUCCUAUGGCCUUGCCUUAUGGUAUGGAUCUGUAUUGAUGGAGAAGGAGCUUUCUAGCUUUAAAUCAGUUAUUAAGUCAUUCAUGGUUUUAAUCAUAACCGCGCUGGCCAUGGGGGAGACAUUGGCAAUGGCGCCGGAUAUGCUGAAAGGAAAUCAAAUGGCUGCAUCAGUUUUUGAAGUGAUGGAUAGAAGAACAAGUAUAAGAAGUGAUGUUGGAGAAGAGUUGCUUGCAGUUGAAGGAACAAUUGAGCUAAAAAAUAUCCAUUUUCGCUACCCUUCAAGGCCUGAUGUGGUUAUUUUUAAUGAUUUCAAUCUUAGAGUUCCUUCAGGGAAGACUGUGGCCUUGGUAGGACACAGUGGUUCUGGAAAAAGCUCUGUCAUCUCGCUUAUACUUAGAUUUUAUGAUCCAACAUCUGGAAGAGUAAUGAUUGAUGGAAAAGACAUCAAGAAUCUAAACCUAAAAUCUGUUAGGAAACACAUUGGUUUUGUGCAACAAGAACCGGUUCUUUUCGCAACAUCAAUUUAUGAUAAUAUUCUUUAUGGGAAGGAAGGAGCAUCUGAUUCAGAAAUAGUUGAAGCAGCUAAGCUUGCAAAUGCUCAUAGCUUUAUCAAUGGUUUUCCUGAGGGCUACUCCACCAAAGUAGGGGAAAGAGGAGUUCAACUUUCUGGUGGUCAGAAACAAAGGAUAGCUAUUGCCAGGGCAAUCUUGAAAAACCCUGCAAUCUUGUUGCUGGAUGAAGCCACUAGCGCGCUUGACGCAGAGUCAGAGCGCGUGGUACAACAAGCACUAGAAAAAUUGAUGCAGAAUAGAACAACAGUUAUGGUUGCUCAUAGGCUAUCCACAAUAAGAAAUGCAUAUCAAAUCUCUGUUGUAAAUGAUGGAAAGAUUGUUGAGCAAGGAACUCAUUCAAGUCUAAUAGAGAACAAGAGUGGAGCAUAUUAUAAAUUAGUUAGUCUUCAGCAGCAGAAUGUACAUGAACAUAGUGGAUGAUCUAUAUCAAAAUGGAGAAUGAAUUUUGUAUACUAUAAGCUACCUAUCA